Molecule: messenger RNA, 2966 nt
Organism: Mercenaria mercenaria
Lineage: Eukaryota; Metazoa; Mollusca; Bivalvia; Venerida; Veneridae
Product: splicing factor Cactin-like
Exons: 20
Coding region: 57-2414 (785 amino acids)
Biological process (GO): mRNA cis splicing, via spliceosome
Cellular component (GO): spliceosomal complex; cytoplasm
Molecular function (GO): protein binding
Source: RefSeq, a predicted model, not a curated record
AGCGUUUGGAAGAUUGAGACUUCGUGUGAGAAACGUCCUUGUUAUUAUCAAAAAUUAUGGGUCACAGAGACAAAUAUAAACACGAGCGUAGGUCUAGAUCAAGAGAAAAAUAUCGAUCAAGAAAGAAGAAGCACUACAGAUCAGACUCAGAAAGUUCUGAAGACAAUGAAUCACGACACAGAGGGAGAAAGCAGCGCCACAGGUCCGAUUCAUCAGAGGAUUCAGAACACAGUUCACAGGGUGUCAGAAAAUCACACAAGAGUUCACAAGAUCGCAGAGAAUCACACAAGCGAACACAAAGGUACAACCAUUCUGAUAGUUCUCAGGAGAGCAGAAGUCCAUCUGAUUCAAGGGAAAGAAAGAGAAAGAAAGACAAAAAGAAAAAGAAGCACAGAUCAAGGUCAAGGUCACCUGUAGUAAGAAAGAAGAAAAGACGUGAGAAAAGCAGUGAAUCAUCAGACACAGAUGAUGAUAGUAGGGAUAGAGGAAAAAUGUCAAGGUCAUCUCGAUUGAGUCAGGAAGAAGUUGACAAAAUGCAGGAAGAAAUGAGGAGAAGAAAAGAAAUAAUUAAAGCAACAGAGACCCCUGAGGAGAAAAGAGCUCGAAGACUUGCUAAAAAGGAUGCCAAAGAGAGAAAAAAGAGAGAAAAGAGUGGCUGGGAUCAAGAAUAUAUGGGUUACACAAAUGUAGACAAUCCAUUUGGUGAUGAACAUUUAACAGAAACAUUUGUCUGGUCCAAGAAGAUAUCAAAGGAGGGUAAAGAAGCAUUAGACCAUGAAGAAAUUCAUCAGAUGACCAAAAAGAAGAUGGAGGAAACCAGAAUAGAAUUGGAGAAAGUAAAGAAAAGAAGACUUGAGAGGGAAAGAGAAAGAGAAGAGAGGGAAAAAGAAAGAGAAAUGUUACAGCGUGAGAAAGAGUCAGAAUAUUACAGAGAAUGGGAGAAAUCUGAGGACACUUUCCACUUGCAACAAGCCAAGUUACGAUCAGAGAUUCGAAUCCAGGAUGGACGUGCCAAGCCUAUAGACUUGCUGGCCAAGUAUAUCAGUGCAGAGGAUGAUGAAUUGGCAGUAGAGAUGCAUGAACCUUACACAUACCUUUAUGGUUUAACAAUAUCUGACCUGGAAGAUUUGUUAGAGGACAUCAAAGUCUACUUGGAGUUAGAGCAGGGAAAAAAUACUGAGUACUGGAGGGAUAUUGUCACUGUCACGCAAGAUGAACUUAUGAAAUUGAAAAAGUUGGGAAGUACUAGUGAUUUCCGAGAUAGAAGAGAGGGUGUAAAUGAAGCUGUGAAUGAUGAAGUGGUCUCUGUGUUCAAAGGAAAGACAACCAAACAGUUACAGCUUUUAGAAGAACAGAUGAAAAAGAAAUUAGAGGGAGGAGAGGGGGUAGAUGUGGGUUACUGGGAGUCAUUAUUACAACAGCUUAAAGCGCACAUGGCAAAAACAAGGUUAAGAGAGCGACAUCAGGAAGUGCUUAGGAGAAAACUGUUCAAGCUUAAACAAGAGCAAGGUAUUGAGUCCAAUCCUUUAUUUCCUGCUGGGGUUAGAAGGGAAGGAACUCCUACCUCUGGUCGGUCAACACCUACACAAAGAAGAGAUAGUCCUGCACCAAGAGCAACAACUACAAUUACAGGGGAGGCAACAAGUGGAUCUUCACUAAACCAGGAAGAAGCUGGUCCAAGCACUUCUGGAGAACAUGCUGAAAGGGACGAGGCAGGAGAGGGUGAUGAUGAUGAACCUUUGAUCACAGAAGAGGACCUGGAGGAGGAGGUUGAGGAUCAGUGUGUUACUGACUACAGGGUCGGCUCUUACUCUCCCAAACUCUUCAAGCCAGCUGACAUAGAUGAUAUGGAUGCAGUUAUAUAUGAUCCUGUGGAUGAUAUGAAGAAACUAGAGCUAGCUAGAAAACAAGUGAAAUCUACAGGCAGAGUAACGCUUGAUCAAGAAGCAGAGUUUGUUCAGAAAGCCCGGGAAGGUAUGGAUGAUGAGGAGGCACAGUUCAGUGUGCAACAUGAGCUUGAAAAACAGUCUUUCCUCUGGUCAGAUAAAUAUAGGCCUAGGAAACCAAGGUUCUUCAAUAGAGUACAUACGGGAUUUGAAUGGAACAAAUACAACCAAACACAUUAUGAUAUAGAUAACCCACCACCCAAAAUAGUGCAGGGAUACAAGUUUAAUAUAUUUUACCCAGAUCUCAUUGACAAGUCAAAGACACCAGAAUAUACAAUUACACCUAUUCCUGAGAAUCCAGAUUUUGCCAUAUUAAGGUUUCAUGCUGGACCACCAUAUGAGGAUAUAGCAUUCAAGAUUGUGAGCAAAGAAUGGGAACACUCAUACAAAAGAAGCUUCAGGUGUCAAUUUGCAAAUAACAUUAUGCAGUUAUGGUUCCAUUUCAAAAGGGAAAGAUAUAGAAGAUAACACAUACAUGUACAUUUUAUGCUCAUUUUUGCUGAUUAAUUUGGAUCCCAGUCUAUAAAACUGAACUUGGAGACCAGUCUCAAAACUCUGACCUCUGAUUGGUUAUUUCUUAGCAUAACCUUGAAAUUGACAUGUGAUAAGGUUCAUUUGUAAAAUUUAUUCUCAAUCUUGGUUAUAGCCUUGGAACAAGAAUUAUUCAGAAUUUAUGUGGAUGAACAUUUUCUGGCACAUAUUUAUUAUUUGAAAGCAUAAAUAAUAUGAUGAGAUACUUUACUUUGAACUGAAGGUGAGAUUUUGAUAACGUUGUAUCCAUUCAUGCAAUUGGCAGUUUAAAAUGAAUUUUCAGAUGUUAAUAGUGAAAUGUGAUCUGUAUUUAUUGACCUGAACAUAUGUUAUAAUUAAAGUUGUGUUGUACCAAUGAGCACAUACAUGCACACUAUUUUUGCCUUAUACAGAAAGAAAUGGUUAUAACUAGUUUAAAGCUACAACAAUAACAAGCUGUUGUUGAUUAUGAUACAUUGUAUAUAUUUGUAAAUAAAAUGAUUAAUUUGU